AUUCGCUUCCGGGUGAGAGGUUGCCUGUCUCCAGAGCAACCGGAUCGCCCGAGGAGCCGGCCUAGCGCCUUCCUCCCGGAGGCAGAGCUGGCGGGCCAGGGGGAGUCGCACAGUCGUGAAAGUGUCCACUACCCCUCUUUAUCACCAGCUUCAGAGGUGUAUAAGAUAAGCUUCAUAUUUCCAAAUGGAGACACCUAUGAUGGUGACUGUACAAGAACGUCUUCCGGCAGCUAUGAGAGAAAUGGAGUAGGCAUUCACGCCACUCCUAAUGGGAUUGUCUACACAGGAAACUGGAAAGAUGACAAGAUGAAUGGUUUUGGAAAACUUGAGCAUUUUUCAGGAGCAGUAUAUGAAGGACAAUUUAAGGACAAUAUGUUUCAUGGAUUGGGGACUUACACUUUCCCCACUGGAGCAAAAUACACUGGAAAUUUCAAUGAAAAUAGGAUGGAAGGUGCGGGGGAGUACACUGAUACCCGAGGACUGCAGUGGAGUGGCAACUUUCACUUCACAGCCGCUCCAGGCCUGAGACUGAAGCUCUGCAUGUAGAUGUUCUCAACUAGAGUUUAAAUGGCGUAAUUGAAGUUUUUAGUUUGAAGUAGAGCAGCGAUUCUGUCAUCUGAACCGACUGCAUACACUUAACCUCUGUAAGUUUUCCAAUAAAACCAUCA
Messenger RNA from Fukomys damarensis (Damara mole-rat), 668 nucleotides. RefSeq names its product MORN repeat containing 2 (gene Morn2). NCBI's taxonomy places the organism in Eukaryota, Metazoa, Chordata, Mammalia, Rodentia, Bathyergidae. The transcript is spliced from 5 exons. The coding region runs from base 307 to 546 and encodes 79 amino acids. The record is from RefSeq and is a predicted model, not a curated record.